Phodopus roborovskii (desert hamster) is the source of this 990-nucleotide messenger RNA. RefSeq names its product transmembrane protein 176A (gene Tmem176a). Gene Ontology annotation, cellular component: membrane. The transcript has 7 exons. The record is from RefSeq and is a predicted model, not a curated record. Lineage: Eukaryota; Metazoa; Chordata; Mammalia; Rodentia; Cricetidae. The coding region runs from base 61 to 792 and encodes 243 amino acids.
CCAGGUCCUCCUCUCUGGGUCUUUCCUGCUGCACACUGUCCUGGUCCCAGAGGAAAGCAGAUGAUGUCCAAAGACAUGGAGACUGCAGAUGUCGGUGAGGUAACCCUUGAGGCCCCACCAUCCACCCACAUUGAUGUGCACAUCCAUCAAGAGUCUGCUCUAGCCAAACUCCUGCUGGCCGGAUGCUCAAUGCUACGGCUCCCAGAAUCUGCCAGGAGUCUGGGCAGCAACAGGCUGCUGGUGGCCUCCUGGGUGGUGCAGAUUGUGCUGGGGGUUCUGAGUGUGGUUCUGGGUGGAACCCUCUACAUCUGCCAGUAUUUAGCCAUGAAUACCUCAGGUGCCCCCUUCUGGACUGGGAUCGUGGCUAUGCUGGCUGGAUCUGUUGCCUUCGUUCACAAGAAACGGGGUGGUACCUGCUGGGCCCUGUUGAGGACACUUCUUGUGCUAGUGAACUUCUGCACGGCUGUGGCUGCCAUUGUUAUUGGAGUUCGUGAGUUCAAUAUUUACCAAUACUAUCUCAGAAAUGACGUCUGUGUAAGCUACUCUUCAAAUCACUGGCCCACCAAGCCCCCCAACACCCCAGGCCCCGAAGAAGCUGAUAGGAUAGGCUUGUGCAUAUUCUACACCAGCAUGCUAAAGACCCUGCUCCUAAGUCUCCAGGCAAUGCUCUUGGGUGUCUGGAUGCUGCUGCUCCUGGCUUCUGUCACCCCUGUGUGUAUUUACUUCUGGAAAAGAUUCUUCACAAAGGCAAAAACAGAUGAGAAGAAACUGCUGGGUGCAAAUGUGAUCUAGCUCUGCCUCUCCCUUGCUCUGGGUGUCCCUCCUUCCCAAGCCUGAAAGAAGAGUUGGACAGGAGAAAAGAGACCCUACCCCACUGCUGGGCAUGACCACUGCCUGGCUCCACCCAGUGUCAUGGCUGCUCACAGCAGCACUUGCUCAUUCCUCCUUCUCAGACAGCGGCUUGAUAAUAAAGUUAUGUCAUUGCUAGCA